AUGGCCGUGGUGGAGCAGCGAGCCCCGGCCACAGAGGGAGUCCGCAUCGUGUGCCUCUGCUUCGGCUGGUACACCGUGAGCUCCGGGGGCAACGUCAUCAACAAGAUCAUCCUGAACAGCUUCCCGUACCCGGUCACCGUGUCUCUCUUCCACAUCCUCUCCAUCGUGGUGUUUCUGCCGCCGCUGCUCCGAGCCUGGCGGGUCCCUCAUCACGCACCCGUCCCCAGCCGCUACUACCGCUGCUACCUGCUGCCGCUCGCCUUCGGGAAGUACUUCGCGUCCGUGUCGGCCCACUUCAGCAUAUGGAAGGUGCCGGUGUCCUACGCGCACACGGUGAAGGCCACGAUGCCAAUCUGGGUGGUGCUGCUGUCGCGGAUCAUCAUGAGAGAGAAGCAGACCACCAAGGUCUACGUGUCGCUCAUCCCCAUCAUCGGCGGCGUCCUCCUGGCCACCGCCACAGAGCUCUCCUUCGACGUCUCCGGCCUCGUCAGCGCUCUGGCCGCCACGCUCUGCUUCUCGCUGCAGAACAUCUUCUCCAAAAAGGUGCUGCGCGACACCCACAUCCACCACCUGCGCCUGCUCAACGUCCUGGGCUUCAACGCCGUCAUGUUCAUGCUGCCCACCUGGAUCCUGGUCGACCUGUCCUCCUUCCUCAUCAACGCCGACCUGUCGGACAUGUCUGGCUGGACCAGCACCCUGCUCCUCCUCCUCGUCAGUGGCUUCUGUAACUUUGCUCAGAACGUGAUCGCCUUCAGCGUGUUGAACCUGGUCAGUCCUCUGAGUUACGCCGUGGCAAAUGCGACAAAGAGGAUCAUGGUCAUCAGCAUCUCGCUCCUGAUGCUGAGGAACCCCGUGAGCCUCACCAACGUGCUGGGCAUGAUGACCGCCAUCUUGGGGGUCUUCCUCUACAACAAGGCCAAAUACGACGCCAGCCGAGAGAAGAAGCUGCUGCCGAGCUCUAAGUCGGACCUGGUCUUCUACGACAGCCCGGCUCUGUCCCACGGUCAGAGCAACGGCUCGACCGCGCCCCUCCUCCCCCCCACGCCUCCCCCGCUGCAGCAGAGCCAGUGGAGCGGACUCCCCGACCACUUCCAGUACAGCAGGCAGACCUACACGACAAACCCCCAGUACGUGGUGUGA
Knipowitschia caucasica is the source of this 1140-nucleotide messenger RNA. The record is from the annotation of a GenBank genome assembly. NCBI's taxonomy places the organism in Eukaryota, Metazoa, Chordata, Actinopteri, Gobiiformes, Gobiidae.